AUGGCCUACCCCACCGCAGGGCGUACUGUCACCACGCGCCCAUCGACAGGCGCUCAGCUUGCCGGCGUUUCGUCCAUUGAGGACCUAGCAUGUAAUAUCGGAACCGUGCGAGAGGCGAGGGGGUCCACACCCUUGAAGAUGCAGUCCGCCAUAAAGAUGAAGCUCGAAACCGAGAAGGCUUCAGCUCACAACACCGUCCGCGCUGUGUUGCUGGACGUAGGGGGCUACCCGCCGUCCCCUAACCCUGGAGAUAGAGAGGGAUUUAAUACUGCCUCCUCCAUAUCGACGCCGAUAACCGGCAGCAAUAGCUUUGGACCACAGAGUGCUACCAAUAUAUACUCCCACAUACAUGAAACAGCAGCGAAACGAAUACAGACACUCGAGUAUCUACGCAGCGCCCACCAUGGCCGAGUCUACUGGUUCAAUACCGUCCAUUUUUCCAAAGCCGAUCUCGCCCGUAUGCCCUACUUUGAGAAACGCAAACUCACCCGCCGUGCCAUAAACUUCCUCUUCCUAGGCUUCUCUCUCCCGCCGAUACUGGAUGUCAGCUCGGGGCUGUCUGAAUACCUGAAGUCUCUGAAUGCUCUGCUACUUGAAUUUGAAUCCUUCCAGCAGAUACACGCUGUAGAUGGUGGCUCGGCCGCAACUCUCGCUCGUGCAAGGCUGCCACAGAUGUUCAAACGGUCAGGCCAGUCCACAAAGACGAGACGAACAAGCUCAGCUACAGAGAUUGGCCUACCGAUGCAAUCGGUAGACCAUCACUCCGAGAUAAAGGUCAUGGGGAACAUGACUUCUGCGGGGGGAGCGUCUGCAGUGUCUACCUUCCCAUCCAACUCGGAGUCACAAGAUCUACUUCCCGGAGAAGAAUAUACGUUUCUCCUAACGCCCUCAUUGCCAUUUGAUCCCGACUACUUUGAAAUAUUUUCUACUUUAUGCGAUGUGCUUAUCGAUUGCUAUUCGAGAUUGGUUUCCCUUGUCUCUCAUCCUGGUCUCUGCAACGCUGCGCUUGGUGAGUUGUUUUCAAAGGCUGACGCGAAACUACGAAAAGUCAUCGUAGCUGGUAUUGUCAGGGAGUUUGAAGACGCUAGUCGAGCCAGCGUGAAGAGUGAGAUUGCGGGAGUCGGCCGUGUAGUCCUAGGUGGGCUUUUGGGCUGA
Arthroderma uncinatum is the source of this 1155-nucleotide messenger RNA. RefSeq lists its product as uncharacterized. Lineage: Eukaryota; Fungi; Ascomycota; Eurotiomycetes; Onygenales; Arthrodermataceae. The record is from RefSeq and is a predicted model, not a curated record. The coding region runs from base 1 to 1155 and encodes 384 amino acids. The transcript has 5 exons.